CGGGGGCACCGCAUCAUGGCACUGCGCAGCUGGAGCGCGCUACUGGCGCUGGCCAAGCCCAGGCUCAGGUCCAGAGGCUCCCAGCUCCUCCUGCACUCCAUCUCUCCAUGCUCUCCAGCGAUUGCUUUGGUCCAACUGGUGGAUUUGCACUUAAACCAGACUUGUGGACACCCUUCACAACGCCAGCGCCACGCACAGCCGGACCCCCGCCUGCCUCACCCUGCAGCUGAAGCCGUGCAAUGGUUCCACACAUCCACCUGUGUGCUCCGGGAGCCCCAGGAGCAGCCUGCACCCACCCGAGGUGCUGCACCCACCCCAACACCAGCAGGAGGCACAGAAAGCCCCGUAGGGAAAAAAUCCUGGCACCAAAAAAUUGUCUGUGAAGUGAAGCAUUAUUACAAUGGGUUCCACUUGCUCUGGAUUGAUACUAAGGUUGCUGCCAGGAUGGUGUGGAGGCUGCUGCAUGGUCAGGUUCUCACUAGGAGAGAGAGACGAAGGUUGCUGAGGACCUGUGCAGAUCUUUUCCGGCUGGUUCCUUUCCUGGUGUUUAUCGUUGUUCCCUUCAUGGAGUUUCUGUUGCCAGUGUUCUUGAAACUCUUUCCUGAAAUGCUGCCCUCAACGUUUGAGACAGAGUCAAAAAAGGAAGAAAAGCAGAAAAAGAAAUUAAACGCAAAGCUGGAAUUAGCAAAGUUCUUGCAAGAGACCAUUGCAGAGAUGGCCAAAAGGAACAAAGCAGAUACAGGACAAGGAAAACAGUUCUCUUCCUAUGUGCACCAGAUUCGUCACACUGGCCACAAACCCAGCACCCAAGAGAUCGUGAGCUUCUCCAAGCUUUUUGAGGAUGAACUGACCCUGGAACACCUGGAACGGCCGCAGUUGGUAGCGCUUUGCAAAUUGCUGGAGCUGCAGCCCAUUGGCACCAACAAUCUGCUCCGCUUUCAGCUUCUGCUGAGGCUCAGGACUAUCAAGGCAGAUGAUGAAAUGAUUGCCAAGGAAGGAGUCAAUGGCUUAAGUGUGUCUGAACUGCAGAGUGCAUGCAGAGCCAGAGGGAUGCGGUCAUUGGGUCUCUCAGAGGAGCAGCUGAAGGAACAGCUCAGACAGUGGCUAGAUCUGCACUUAAAAGAGAAUGUUCCACCUUCUCUGCUCCUGCUCUCGCGUGCCUUGUACUUAAUAGAUGUAAAGCCACAACCUCUUCUAGAAAAUAAGAUAGGUGAAACUGAGGAAGUGAUGACAUCCAUUCCUGAAGAUCAGGAGACCCUGGUGGAUCCUGCCCCCAUUGCACAGGCAGGAAAGGUCAGAGAAGAGCAAAAACACAGAAAUGAAGAGUUUGUACCUCGGCCACCAGAGAAAUUACCAGUCUCAGAGGUGCCAGUUAAGCCACUCCAACAAGAGACUAAACUGGAGGCAUCUCAGAGCAGCAAGGCUGGUGCCAAUGGAGUCUAGCCUGAAGCCAGCAAGGACACUCAAGGCUGAAGAAAGGAGCUUUCAUCUCUGCACCUCCUUAAAAGGAAAGAGUGUCUGUCCUGCAGACUGCUUUACAAAGAGGUGUCAGUAGUCCUAAGGGGCCCUUUCCCUCUGUCUCAAUCUUACUAGCAGGCAGACAAUGCUACAGCUGUGAGCAUAGCACCAGCUUCUCUUUGUACUGCACCCCUACCCCCACCGUUUUAACUUAUGUUGUAAAUAUGUUCCUAUUUAUACUGCUGUCUCUGCUGUUACUCACUGACCAGGUAUUUGUGCUCCUAAAUAUUAGGAAAGACAGCUUUUCAUUUUCACAGGGGUCCAGGUGCAGAAUGAACUAGCCUGGAAGUCCAGAAUUCUGCACUUUAGAAUCCUGUGCAGGAGCACAGCCACACAUCCAUGCCUCCCAUCUUAUCCUGCUGCUGCAGCUUGACAGGGGCAGCCCAGCUGCCAUGGGAGACAGAGGUGUGCAUUAUUCAGCAUCCCUCUGGGUCUUGUGAGGCAACAACCUGCAGAGCUUUCUUUCUUUCUUUCACAAGCUGAGACUUGGUUCAAACCUUACCCAGCUCAGCACUGCGUCAUGCAGCUGCCCUCAGACUUUUUAAACAUGAUUCUUCAUACACUCCAGCGUCAGCUGCUGGUUUGUGGUAGACUCCACAGGAGGAUACUGAAACUGUUUUUAGCAUUUGUUAGUUUUUGGUGUAUGUAAAUAUUUGGAAAUUGUUUCAUGGACUGUAGAUAUUUAUACUGACUGUCAGAUGAAAGCUAGGCUUGGUGCUGCGUCUUUUUUAGAGGUCAGACAACUUUUAGAACAAUCAGACAAAACAAAAUACAGUCAUCUCAAGGUCGGGGAAUUAUCAGCACUUUAAACAUGUGACUUUGGGCUCUUAUUAGCAAUACAGAAUCAGAAUGCAGUACAGGGAUAGCUGUCUGCUGCAAGCUUAGCUCUGUACCUGCACCUCUGCCGUGGCAAUAAAACCAAUGUGCAAUCCUG
Centrocercus urophasianus (Greater sage-grouse) is the source of this 2452-nucleotide messenger RNA. RefSeq names its product leucine zipper and EF-hand containing transmembrane protein 2 (gene LETM2). The record is from RefSeq and is a predicted model, not a curated record. Gene Ontology annotation, molecular function: ribosome binding. The transcript has 10 exons. Gene Ontology annotation, biological process: intracellular monoatomic cation homeostasis. Gene Ontology annotation, cellular component: mitochondrial inner membrane. NCBI's taxonomy places the organism in Eukaryota, Metazoa, Chordata, Aves, Galliformes, Phasianidae. The coding region runs from base 16 to 1443 and encodes 475 amino acids.